AUGAGCUCAGCCCAGGGUCCCACUGCUGAAGAGAGGAUACUUGUGGCCUUGUGCUAUGAGGUGAAUGACUCCUGCUACAGGACUUUACUCUUCAGGGUCCAGCUGGCCAUUUAUCUGGCCUGUGCCUUGGGCAUGCUGAUAAUUUUCCUGGGGAAUCUGUUCGUCAUCAUUGCCAUUUCCCAUUUCAAAGCCCUGCACACCCCCACCAACCUCCUGCUCCUCUCCCUAACCCUUGCUGACCUCCUCCUGCAGCUCACCAUGAUGCCCUUCAACACCAUCUGGUCUGUAGAGAGCUGCUGGUAUUUUGGAGGUGACUUCUGUAGGCUGCAUAACCUUCUGGACACACUUUUUUCUUGACCUCCAUAUUUCAUCUGUUUCAUUUCCACUGAUCAGCCCUGUGCCACCUGUGACUCUUUGCUUUACUGUACCAAGUUCACCAUAAGAGUGGCCUGCAUUUACAUUGGGAUGUGGUGGGCAGUGCCUGGACCUCUGUCUUCCUCCACAGUAAAGCAGUUGCAGAAGGACUGGGCCAUUGUUUUGUGAGAUGUGCCCUGUGUUGGUAGCAGUCAGCUGCUGUUCAACAAGAUCCAGAGGUGGUUGAACUUCCCAGUUCUCUUCUUCCCUUGCCUUAUAAUGAUAGUUUUGUAUGUGAAAAUAUUUAAUGUGGUUAACAAGCAAGCCAGGCUAAUAAAUAUGAAUAGGAGUGUCAGGCCUCAGCUCCACAUAGGAGCAUCCAAGAGUGAAAGGAAGGCAGCAAAGACUCUUGGGGUAGCUACAGGAGUCUACCUCCUGUACUGGCUGCCCUUUACUAUUGACUCUAUGGUAGACAGUCUUCUGGAUUUCAUUACCUCCUCAGUUCUGUUUCACAUCCUAAUUUGGUUUGCUUAUUUCAGUUCUGCCUGUAAUCUCUUCAUGUAUGCAUUUUCCUACCAUUGGUUUAAGAAAGCUGUAAAACUAGUCUUAAAUCAUGGGAUCUUUUGUUCUAGGACAUCUACAGUAGACUUGUACUAG
Messenger RNA from Merops nubicus (carmine bee-eater), 1011 nucleotides. It is a transcript of the gene TAAR5, whose product is annotated as trace amine associated receptor 5. The record is from RefSeq and is a predicted model, not a curated record. NCBI's taxonomy places the organism in Eukaryota, Metazoa, Chordata, Aves, Coraciiformes, Meropidae. Gene Ontology annotation, molecular function: trace-amine receptor activity. Gene Ontology annotation, cellular component: membrane. Gene Ontology annotation, biological process: G protein-coupled receptor signaling pathway.